CGGAGGCGGCCUGGGACCGAGGUGACUGGGAUGGAGCAGAAGCGCGCCUGGCGCGGGAGGACACGCUGCUGAAGGUGCCGCGCUGCCUUUCCCCUUGCCUCGCUGAGCCGUCCCGGCCAUCCGCGCCUCUCGGCUCUCACCGCCGCUUGCCGAGGAGAGGAGGAACCCUCAGCGCCCGAGCGCUUCGUCAGUCGGCAGAAAGUCCCUGCCGCCCGAGCUAGGCUGGGCACCAAGCUCCAAGGUACCAUGGUCUGCAAGACGCUCUUCGCUCUUUGCAUCUUCACGGCAGGAUUGAGGGUUCACAGUCUGCCUACAUCAGCCAGCUUGCCUGUUUCUCUUCCGGCCAAAGUGACUCCACCACUCACCAUCUGGACUAGCUCUCCACAAAACACCAGUGCGGUCUCUGACUCCCAAGCCAGUGACAUCCCCAGCACCUCGGGCCUCCCCAUUGCAGUCUUAGCCCCAACCUCAACACUUCCCAAGAACAAUUCUACUGAGACCAGGGAAGGGGCGGUCACCAACACAGCCACGAAAUGGGAAGCUACAACCCAAGACUCCUCCCCUGGUAGGAUCUCCCCAACAAGCAGCAGAGACCACUCAACGCCUGUCUCUGGGAGACCCGGCUCGGCCACUCCUGAAAUACCUGUUCCAGCCACAGAAUCACAAACCUCCACGCAGUCUUCCACAUCCAUUUCCCCACAAACUCCAGUCUCCUCCCCACAAACUCCAGUCUCCUCCCCACAAACUCCAGUCUCCUCCCCACAAACUCCAGUCUCCUCCCCACAAACUCCAGUCUCCUCCCCUCCAGCCACAUCAGCUUCACCCCCUGAGACUCCUCCUGCCUCUGUCAUCUUGGAGCACAACUCCACUGUGAGCACCCCGCAGCCCAGUGGCACUCCAACCACACCAGCUUUUCCCACAGAGGAGGGCAGCUCCGCCAUUCCAUCCACUGCACAGCCCACAACCGAGCCCAUGCCCAAGGAAGGAACGCCCCAAGAAACUGAGUCCGGCAUGGUGAUGUGUGAAUUUGAGACCACCACACCCUUUGUGAUUAUGCGGGAAGUGGAACACGCCUUAAGUUCAGGUAGCAUUGCUGCCAUCACCGUGACUGUCAUUGCCGUGGUGUUGUUGGUGUUUGGAGUGGCCGCAUACCUGAAGAUCAGGCAUUCCUCCUACGGAAGACUUUUGGACGACCAUGACUACGGUUCCUGGGGCAACUACAACAACCCUUUGUAUGAUGACUCCUAACAGAGGACCUGGCCUGGGAUGCGAAGUGAACUGUGCUUUAUUUAUAAGUGCUUAGCCAGUAGAAUUAAUAACAAGUACCUGAUGCACAUUGAA
Molecule: messenger RNA, 1341 nt
Organism: Ochotona princeps (American pika)
Lineage: Eukaryota; Metazoa; Chordata; Mammalia; Lagomorpha; Ochotonidae
Gene: PARM1
Product: prostate androgen-regulated mucin-like protein 1
Exons: 4
Coding region: 247-1248 (333 amino acids)
Cellular component (GO): late endosome; early endosome; Golgi apparatus
Source: RefSeq, a predicted model, not a curated record